Silurus meridionalis is the source of this 1433-nucleotide messenger RNA. RefSeq names its product sperm acrosome associated 4 like (gene spaca4l). The transcript has 3 exons. Lineage: Eukaryota; Metazoa; Chordata; Actinopteri; Siluriformes; Siluridae. The record is from RefSeq and is a predicted model, not a curated record. The coding region runs from base 111 to 500 and encodes 129 amino acids.
GAUCUUCUGCAAGUGCACUUCGUCUGGGUUUUAUUCUCAUCUCACUGCACCACAGAGGGCAAACACACACACACACACACACACACACACACACAUUUACCCCUGCAGAUAUGGGCAAAAUCCUGAUAGGCAUCUUCACCGUGGCGCUGUGUUUCUCAGUGGGUUACACGCUGCAGUGCUAUAAAUGUGAAAUAGGAUUUUGGGAUCUGUGUGCAACCACCAUAACCACAUGUGCAGCCGACCAACAAUGUUUCAGUGGAAGAGGAAAAACAGUGUCAGUGAUCUCGCUGAAGAUGAGCGGAUGUCUGGACGUAGCACAGUGCAAUAAGACGACAGAUGUUCAGUUUCCCAAUAAUUCCAGCUCCACCAUCUACCAGAUGACCAAAACCUGCUGCAACACCGACCUGUGCAACACCGCGGCCCCGCCCGCUCUCACACACACACUCACACUCACCAUCGCCUUGCUCGCAUCACUGCUCCUCACCAAGGUGCUGGUGUGAGCAUCACACACACACACACACACACACACACACACACACACACACACACACACACACAUUGAGGUAGAAAAUACAGAUAAAAACAAGCCAGUUCUCACCUACACACACAAGCUUUGUAAUCUGGUUUGUGUAUUCCUGUGCAUAUUAAUUCACACACACAUACUCACACACACACACACACACACACACACACACACAUGCACUUGCUAUUGCCUCACUUGCCUUACUCCUCCUCACAUGAUAUGAACAGCUCACAUACACACACACACACACACACACACACACACACACAAUGAAUCUUUUUUUUUAUUUUUUUAUAAAGAAGUGAGUGCAAGAGUGUGAUAUUUUACAUUAAUUUCUCAGUAAGGGGUAAAGAACCGGACGCAGGGUCUGUUAUUAUCAAUCAUGUAAAGUUUCAUUCAUUCUUUUUCAUUUCUUUUAAAUACAUUUCAUUUUAUUUGAUUAAAUUCGUAUUAUUAUUAUAAUUAUUAUAAUUAUUAUUAUUAUUACUGCUAUUAUUUUAGUUCCCUAAACAAUAAAAUAAAUAAAUUUGGAUUAGAAAAUAAAUCCAGGUGCGAACAUUCCACCUGGAAUAAUUCUAUUUUUAAUUGUUAAUGUAAUGAUUAUGAUUAAUGUUUAAUGCAUGAACUCAUUUCUGCUGCAUGUCAUUAAUUGAUGGGAACUUUCCCUGGCCAUGUAAUAAUCAGUGUCUACACACUUGUUGAACACAAUGAGGGAUUUGUCUUUUUUGGUGAUGUGGAAACAUUUCAAGCUCUAAUGUAAAACUCUGUAUAAGUGUCCCAUGGAGAGAAAGAAGAGAAGAGAAGAAUGAGAGAUGCACUUGAGAUGAUGUUGGCUGUGUGUUUCCUGAUCAGGUGCUGGAUGCAGUGUGAUGUUCUCUGUCAUGAGGAAAAAUAAAUAUGAAUUGGUCAA